This is a messenger RNA of Nymphalis io (European peacock), 3045 nucleotides long. RefSeq names its product beta-glucuronidase. The record is from RefSeq and is a predicted model, not a curated record. The transcript is spliced from 13 exons. Gene Ontology annotation, biological process: carbohydrate metabolic process; glucuronoside catabolic process. Gene Ontology annotation, molecular function: carbohydrate binding; beta-glucuronidase activity. The coding region runs from base 416 to 2410 and encodes 664 amino acids. Lineage: Eukaryota; Metazoa; Arthropoda; Insecta; Lepidoptera; Nymphalidae.
AGUCACGCUAAACCUAGAAAGUGAAUUGGUAUAACGUAACCGACCACGUAGAAUUGCUUCAUGAAUACUAGUGGAACAGUAAAUACUUGUAUUAAUUCUGAUUUGGUUGGUUUAUGCCGGUGCGUUCCUAUCUGUGUGACAGCUUUUUUUUACAUCCAGCCAGUCCGGCAUCUGGCGUGGCGUGGAGAACGCGCUUGUGAUCGAAAUUUGAAUAUAGCAUGAAGGGAAAAUACGUGCAAAUUAUUUGAAAUUUUAGAACGAUUAAUUAAAAAUAUAAUGUUUUACUUUUAGUAAAAAAAAAUAUUGUAAAUAGCAUUAAAGUGAGAAUAUUUUUUAAAUAUUGUUAUAAAAUAUUUAAAAAUUGCGGGAAAUUUUAAUUCAUCUGAAGUACCUCAAGCUUUCUUAUUAAAACAUAAUGAUAAAAAGUCAAUCAAGUUUAGUCAUCUUCUCUAUUAUUGUAUCAAUUGUCAAUGCUACCGUUCCGGGAACAGCGAGCGCAAACGAGAUUAAUCAACCUCAAAAAAGAAAAACUCAAUAUAAUGGAGGAGCCUUGUACCCAAGAGCAACAGAAACCAGAGAUUUGAAGACUUUAGAUGGAAUAUGGAACUUCAGAAGAUCACCAACAGACCCCGAAUACGGUUACCGAAAUGGCUGGUACGAACAGGAUUUGGAAAAGACGGGACCAAUCAUUCCGAUGCCGGUUCCGGCCUCGUACAACGACAUCGGCGAGGAUGCGUCUCUGAGAGACCACGUCGGACUGGUGUGGUACGACAGACGUUUUCAUGUCCCUCCGUGGUGGUCUAAAAUGGAGCAGCGCGUUUGGCUCAGAUUUAGCAGCGUACAUUACGCCGCGCAAGUUUGGGUGAACGGUAUACCGGUGACGUACCAUGAAAUCGGUCACCUACCCUUCGAAGUUGAAGUUACUGAUAUCGUGAGUUACAACAGCAGCAACCUCCUCACUGUUGUCGUGGACAACACGUUACUCAGUGACACGGUGCCACAAGGAUCUAUACGAGACAUUAUUGUAGGAAACACGAAAAUUCGUCAAGAACAGUCAUAUACGUUUGACUUCUUCAACUAUGCGGGUAUACACCGUUCUGUGUUCCUUUACACCACGCCGCAGGCCUAUAUAGACGACGUCAUCGUCAAUACGGAUAUACAAGGAUUGACUGGUUUCGUAAUCUACAAUGUGACAUACAAAAACACGAUAUCCAAUACACAAUGUCUCAUACAAUUGUACGAUAAGAACGGCUCCCAAGUAGCCGGUGCUAAUGACUGCGCUGGUCUUCUGGAACUCGGAAACGCUAACUUUUGGUGGCCCUACCUCAUGCACCCAGAGCCUGGCUAUUUGUAUACUUUAAGGGCAUCUCUAUUAGGUCCUUUAGGAGAAUUAAUUGAUACAUAUAGUUUGAAAGUAGGUAUAAGGACUGUGACGUGGAGCAAUACAACGAUCUACCUCAACGAUAAACCGAUCUAUUUAAGAGGGUUCGGUAUGCACGAAGAUUCCGAUCUACGUGGGAAAGGCUGGGAUCCUGUGUUAUGGGUGAAGAACUUCAACCUAAUCAAAUGGGUCGGAGCGAACGUGUUCCGCACUUCUCACUACCCGUACGCGGAAGAAAUCUACCAGUUAGCUGACGAACAGGGCAUCAUGAUUAUUGACGAAUGUCCCGGCGUUGACACUGAUAUAUUCACGGACGCACUUCUGGAGAAGCACAAACAGUCUCUAACUGAACUCAUCCGACGAGACAAGAACCACCCUAGUGUCAUUAUGUGGUCCAUCUCCAACGAGCCCAGAUCUCAAAAUGUUAAGGCGAAUGCAUAUUUUGGUAAUGUCGUUAAACACGUGAAAUCCAUGGAUUUGUCAAGACCGGUUACGAUUGCAAUCGCACAAAGCUACCUCGUCGAUAAAUCGGGUCAACACUUAGACGUAAUUUGCUUCAACCGAUACAACGGCUGGUACGCGAACACGGGCUCGCUCUUGAACAUCGCGACCUACGUGGUGGACGAGGCCACCGCCUGGUUCAGGAAACACAACAAGCCCGUCAUCAUGACUGAGUACGGAGCUGACACGAUUGCCGGGUUGCAUAUGGUACCGGAAUACGUGUGGUCGGAAGAAUACCAAGUGGCUUUGAUGUCGGAACAUUUUAAAGCCUUCGAUCGACUUCGUAACGCUGGCUUUUUCGCGGGCGAGUUCAUCUGGAACUUCGCUGACUUUAAGACUGCACAGACGAUAACGCGAGUGGGAGGGAACAAGAAGGGCAUAUUCACGCGGUCGCGGCAGCCCAAGGCGGCGGCGCACCACCUGCGGGCGCGGUACCGCGCGCUGGCCGCGGCCGACGCCGGCGCCGCGCCCCCCGCGCCGCCGCUCUACGUCAGCGACCACGCGCCGUUCGCGCGCUCCGACCUGUAGCACGCCGGACCACGCCGGACCACGCCGGACCACGCCACACUACAAUUUUUCACUAGAUUGAUAUUUUUUUCCUGUUCCUGUUUAAUUUGUUGUUUAUGAAAUAAGAAACCAAUGCGCGGCUUGGACUCUAUAUUGUAUUAUUUGCGACUGUACUAAUUGGUUUUUGUGUUUCACUUAAUGUCAGCUCAAAGUAAAAAUCUUAAGCAACUGACGAUAUUUUGUAUUGCAAAUAAUACACUCGUAUUGUAACCAAGCUUAUUGUGUUUUCUCUUAUUUUAAAAUUCUUAAAUAUGUUUUCUACUUUUAUUUAAUUUUUUGAUUUAUCUAUUUAUAUCUAUUUCAUUUUGAAACUUUAAAUAAAAAUAUUUAAAAAAAAGUGACCUGGUUGCCGGGCCGACGCAAGGAGAGGAAGUAAAUAUAAACCCACCAACAAAAAACUUAACUAAGCACAUGUUUUACUUAUAUCUAUUCGUUUAUAUUCGUAUACACUUUGUAACUUUUGUACUGUUAUAAACUAUUAUAUUCCUAGAAAUAAUGUUACCUUAUAAUUUGACUUGUUGCAUUAUAAUCGGUUGAAAUGAAUAUGUUGUGUUUGUUAAUAUUUAUUGUGUGUAAUUAAAGUACAAACAUUAGUA